This is a messenger RNA of Arctia plantaginis, 2469 nucleotides long. Lineage: Eukaryota; Metazoa; Arthropoda; Insecta; Lepidoptera; Erebidae. The record is from the annotation of a GenBank genome assembly.
AUGGAGAAGCUGAGAAACCAUGUAAGAGCAUGGAAAGGCCAAUCCGACAGGGUUGAGGAUCUAUCACGGAGUCAAUAUUCCCUGGUUUCCAAUGGGGACCUGACAGCUGACGCAUUGCAGCUAUGGCUUAGGUUACCUGAUGAAAUCAAAUACGAUCCUGCACUAGACCAGUUCAAGCAGCAUUAUGAAAAAGAACAUGGUAUUAUAGAUCAAACUCCACUAAAAUCAAUAAGUAGUCCAACAAAGAGGCUACCUUCGGUCCAUUCUGCCCCUCACCUCAAUGAAAAUGUGUAUGAGCCGAAAGAAGAAGUAGCAGUUGUCAAGAGGAUAAGACCAGAAGCAAAAGAACAAAAGCAAGAGAGAAUUCUUCAAAAUGAAGAUCAGCCAUCAAAAAAGAAAACCAAAAUGGCACAAGCUGGUUACACGGUGAAAAUAACGCUACUCGUAGGAGUAUGGAUGUUUUUCACUGUUGUGUUUUUGAUGCAUAAUGAGAAAUCGGAAAUCACCAGGCACUCCUCAGUGGCUCCUGGACAAAUAAAGGACUACAUCCUUAACACAGAGCAGGCGAAGCUAUCAAUAUACCUGAAGCUGACAGGGCCCUUUAUAUCAGAACAGUAUCAGAAGAAACUUAACGAUCGUGUCAAGUCAAAUAUGACUGCAAUGCGAGUCUGGCUUGAGAAGUGGCACCUGAAGAAAGACAGGAACGAUUAUAGCGGCGCUGAUGAUAUUGCCCACAGGCUGGCAUCAUCCCCAUGGACAAUAGUCCUUGAAAACGAAAAUCAAAUGGACUUUCAAGAAAGCGAGACCCGCUCCGUGGUCCUACAAUUAGACACCAUACACACUAACAGCACUAAGUACGCAGUGAGAAUGAGCUCCAACUCCAAUGUCACUGUGCCCUUCACCCUGAGUUAUACGGUGGACCCCCUCGAUCCCACUGCUGGAGUCAUAUAUGCAUUAGUUCUGCUAUGUGCUUUGUAUGUUCUUAUUGUGUUUGAGAUUAUCAACAGGACCAUGGCAGCUCUCUUAUUGUCUACCGCAUCUCUAGCCGUCUUGUCUAUGGCUGGUGAAAGACCAACUUUAACGGAGCUCGUGACCUGGAUAGACGUGGAGACGCUCCUGCUACUGUUCAGCAUGAUGCUGAUAGUAGCUAUAAUGACGGAGACAGGAGUGUUUGAUUAUAUUGCUGUGUUAACGUUUAAGUUCGCGAAAGGCAGGAUAUGGCCGCUGAUAACGUCGCUGUGUGCCAUCACUUCUGUGGUGUCUCUGUUACUUGACAACGUCACCACCGUGCUCUUCAUGACUCCUGUAACCAUACGGCUUUGUGAAGUAAUGGACUUAGACCCUAUUUCGGUGCUGAUGGCCAUGGUAAUAUUCUGUAACUUGGGAGGUACUGCAACUCCUGUUGGUGAUCCGCCGAACGUCAUCAUAGCUUCUAACAAAGUUGUUGUCCAAUCUGGUGUGAAUUUUACCAACUUCUCCUUACACAUGUCUCUGGGGAUCCUGCUCGUAUGUAUACAGACGUACAUACAUCUCAGAUUUAUAUAUAGAGAUACGACAAAGUUAAAGCUGACCGAGUCCAGAGAAGUCCUGGAUCUCCGUCACCAGAUCUCUAUCUGGCGUCGUGCGGCAGACUCCCUCCAGCACCUAUCUCGCGAUGAGCUGGUGGUUCGAGAGCGGCUCGAACGUAAGGUGAAGAAGCUCACCGCGAGACUUAACGCCCUCGUGAUAGAGACUCGACGCAGAGCCUACCCCAAAGACUAUUACGAGACCAUGCUGGCUGAUAUGAAACAAAAGCAUAAAAUAAGAAACAAGCCCCUUCUUGUGAAGUGCGCCGUGACCCUCGCGUUCGUCGUGCUCACAUUUUUUCUACAUGUCAUACCAGAAUUCAAUCGAGUGUCCCUAGGCUGGACAGCACUCCUGGGUGCUCUGCUGUUACUGAUGCUGGCUGACCGCGAGGACCUGGAGCCAGUGCUCCACAGGAUCGAGUGGUCUACUCUACUGUUCUUUGCAGCGCUCUUCGUACUCAUGGAAGCUUUAGCCAAGCUGGGUCUGAUAGACUACAUAGGAGGUAUGACUGAAGCUCUCAUCCUGAGAGUGGAUGAGAGCGACCGACUCGCUGUGGCUUUAGUCCUCAUGGUGUGGGUAUCGGGUAUCACAUCAGCGUUCGUCGACAACGUACCAUUGACGACUAUGAUGAUCAGGGUAGUGACGUCACUGGGCACGAACCCCACACUCAACUUGCCCAUGACGCCGCUCAUAUGGGCACUUUCAUUUGGAGUAUGUUUAGGAGGUAACGGCACUUUAAUAGGAGCCAGCUCAAACGUGGUAUGCGCAGGAGUUGCAGAACAGCACGGCUACCGGUUCAGUUUUAUGCAAUUCUUUAAAAUUGGCUUCCCAGUCAUGUUAGGACACCUCGUUGUCGCCACUUUCUAUCUACUAAUAUGUCAUUGUGUAUUCCAAUGGCAUUAA